Molecule: messenger RNA, 1160 nt
Organism: Brassica oleracea var. oleracea
Lineage: Eukaryota; Viridiplantae; Streptophyta; Magnoliopsida; Brassicales; Brassicaceae
Product: protein BASIC PENTACYSTEINE4-like
Exons: 2
Coding region: 214-1002 (262 amino acids)
Biological process (GO): response to ethylene
Cellular component (GO): nucleus
Molecular function (GO): sequence-specific DNA binding; DNA-binding transcription factor activity
Source: RefSeq, a predicted model, not a curated record
GAUUUCCACAAUGAAAGAUCGUUAGGAAAAGACGAGGUUGUCCUUUAGCGACGAGGGCAUGUUAGUAAAUAGGCAAGUAUUGAUCUCUCUCUCUCUCUCUCUCUCUCUCUCUCUCUCUCUCGUAAUUCGACACUCAACUUUCGUCUCCCUGCCUUAAGAUCUCCUUCUCAAUCAAUAUAUCGGGUUGCCUGUUUCUUCUACAAGCUCUGGAAUAUGCUGCCUCACCAUCAGAUCAAAGAGCAACACAAUGCCUUGGUCAUGAAUAAAAAGAUCAUGUCCAUCCUCGCCGAAAGAGACGCUGCUGUUCACGAACGAAACCAAGCCGUCUCCGCCAAAAUGGAAGCCCUCGCAGCUCGAGACCAAGCCCUUCAGCAACGGGACAAAGCCCUGGCCGAAAGAGAUAAAGCUUUGAUUGAGAGGGACAAUGCUUUUGCUGCCCUUCAACACCAUGAAAACAGUCUCAACUUUGCUUUGUCCGGUGGGAAGCGCUGUCAAGGAGGGGAUGAUGAUGAUGUUUUGUUCACUAUUGAUGAUCUCUGCCCUACUACAUCAACUAACACGACCAAGGCUAUCAAAAGGAAAAAAGAUAACAAACCAAAAGGAAAGAAAGUGGGUGAAGAUCUGAACCUUCUAGUUGCUGCUCCUGGAAAGAAAUGUAAAAAAGAUUGGGACACUAACCAUUUCGGUUUAAACUUGGUCACCUUCGACGAAAAGACUAUGCCCGUGCCGGUUUGCACAUGCACAGGCUCUGCGCAUCAGUGUUACAAAUGGGGUAAUGGAGGUUGGCAAUCGUCUUGCUGCACGACCAACUUGUCGCAGUAUCCAUUACCGCAGAUGCCAAACAAGAGGCAUUCUCGGGUGGGCGGUAGGAAAAUGAGCGGAAACGUUUUCUCCAGAUUACUAAGCCAUUUAGCAGCAGAAGGAUGUGAUCUCUCGUCUCAUGUUGACCUAAAAGACUAUUGGGCUAGGCACGGCACCAACCGCUACAUCACUAUCAAGUAACUAGCCUCAAGUGUCUUCAGCUCUUAAUUCUUAAGUUUAGGUGUUUUGUCUAUGGUAAAACCAAAUAUGUUAAAUAUGUUUUUAUUUGAAAAACAAAUCUCAACUGUUUUCAGAUUACAAAAUCUUAAUUUUCAUUUUCCAGUUGGUGGAUUAUAUUA